Molecule: messenger RNA, 1011 nt
Organism: Aphanomyces invadans
Lineage: Eukaryota; Oomycota; Saprolegniomycetes; Saprolegniales; Verrucalvaceae
Exons: 6
Coding region: 1-1011 (336 amino acids)
Cellular component (GO): cytosol; membrane; intracellular membrane-bounded organelle
Molecular function (GO): sterol binding
Source: RefSeq, a predicted model, not a curated record
AUGUCGACAGCGCUGGCACCACCGCCCCCCGCACCGGUCGCGGCCACACCACCCUUGUCUGUGACGAUCUUGACUCCACAGCCGAGCCACUCGAUCAAAGAGGCGUGGACAGAGGCCCAAGUGAAGGACCGCAUGCUCUGGUUCAAAGGAUUCAGGGACAACAAGAAGGGCGGCGUGAUUUUCGACGACAAAGAAGUGCUGAAAAAACAACAGGGAGUUGUCAAGGACAUCAUGCUUCAGCUUGGCGCGCAGCUGCUCAGUGGCAAGCUCGCGGUGAGGCUGUCCCUCCCCAUUCGCCUUUUUGAGCCGCGAUCGCUCCUCGAGCGCAUUCCAGAUGCGUGGGCAUACGCACCGACGCUGCUCGCCAAGGCGGCUCACGCCACCGAGCCACUCGACCGUUUGCAGCAUGUGAUGGCGUUCGUCGUGGCGGGUUUGCACUUUUGCGUUGGCCAGAGCAAACCGUUCAACCCGAUCUUGGGCGAGACGUACCAGAGCACGUUUCCCGACGGCACGUCUGUGUACUUGGAGCACGUGCAGCACCACCCGCCCAUCAGCGCGUACUUCGUGGAAGGACCGAACGCGCUGUUUACCCUGUCCGGGCUGUGUGAAUUCGAAGCCCAUUUGGCCGCCAACACCCUCAUCAACGCCCAGGCUGGCAAAGUCACCGUGCGCUUUGCCAACGGGUCCGAAGUGCACUAUGAUAUGCCAAAGUUCAAAAUGCACGGGGUCGUGCUGGGGGAGCGCAUGUUUGAGUUUGCAGGCGAGUGCGAGUUUCACGACGUGUCGUCCGAUCUCCGCGGCAAGCUCGACAUGGAGGGCAAUUCGUCAUUCUUGGGGCGCAACCACCACGACGAUAUCAAGGGGACGAUCACGUCGCCUCCGACCAAGAAAGGAGACCUCGACGAAGCGCAGAAGCAGAAGCUCCUCAUGGAAGAAGACCAGCGCCGAGACCACCGCUUGCGAGGCCAUGAAGAGUGCGGCGGAAAAGACAAGCGGCACAGCACCAGAUAA